AUGCACGAUGCAUUCAAAGUUUCUCUUGCAUUAGACAAAUUACCGCAUAGAAUAGAAUCUAUUUUUGCACAUGGUCAAAAGCUGUUAAUAGGCACUAAUACAGGUGCCUUACUUGUAUAUGAGGUCAAAGAAGGUUUGGAAGAUGAGCCUUUAACGGUCACUUUGAAAGAGACUGUGAAGAAUUUUUCAAAAACUAAAAUUGAUCAGCUAGAUAUUAUAAAAGAAAUUGGUGUCCUGAUUUCACUUUCAGAUGGCUGUGUCAAUAUUUUUGAUUUGAACACUUUUGAAUUGCAACGUUCGUUGGUUAAGACGCGAGGAGCAAAUUUAUUUGCUAUCGAUACACACAUUGAUAUCAAUGAAGAAGGAGGCAAUGGUGGAAUUCCUACGAUAGUAACACGUUUAGCAGUAGCUGUGAAGAAAAGAAUACUUGUUUUCACAUGGAAAGAUACAGAAUUCACAGAUACGAAGGAUCUUUCAGUCCCAGAAAAGAUCAAAACAAUGGCAUGGGUUAGUCACAACCAAAUUUGCUUGGGAUUGGCUAACGAAUAUUCGCUGAUGAACAUUAACACUGGUGCAAUAACUGGUCUUUUGAUGCCAUCUGGAAACGCUGGCGCUGUCCCCUUUUCCAAUAUGUUAGGAAUCGGGGCAAUUGGAGCAAUUGGAGCAAUUGGAGCAAAAGUCAGCAAGCCUCUGAUUAUAAAAUUGCCAAACCGUGGAGUCCUUUUGGCUAAAGAUAAUAUAAGUGUUUUUGUGGACCUCGAUAGUAAUACUACACGAAAUGCUGGAAUAGAUUGGUCUGGAGUGCCCGAAGAAAUAGGGUACUCUUAUCCUUAUCUUAUUGCGACAUUUCCGAAGCACGUAGAGGUUAGAAAUGUUGAGACUCUGGCUUUGGUUCAAACAGUCGAACUUCCACAUCCAAAAUUUAUUAAUCAAGGGAAAUACUUGUACAUUGCCAAUUAUACGAGUGCUUGGAGAUUCACUCCUUUGAAUUUUGAAAAACAAAUAGAUCAAUUAAUUGAUCAACAUCAAUAUAUAGAGGCUAUAAGUUUAACUGAACAAAUUGAGCCGAUUCUGCUUCAUGACAAGAAAGCAAAACUUCGACAAAUACGAAACCUUCUUGCACACAACCUUUUUCAACAACAAAAAUUCGACGAAGCCAUUACCAUGUUUCAAGAACUUGAAACCGAUCCUGCUGAAGUCAUUGCUUUGUAUCCUCCAUCAAUAUCAGGAACCCUUCAUUCAGAUGCAUCGUACCAACAAAAAUUGGAACAAUCUGAAACUAAUCACGAAAAUGGAUUAACUGCAGUGAGUUCUGAUCAAAAUGAAAAAAUUUCUGAAAGAGAAGAACUCGUAAACGGGAAAAAGGUUUUUCUCGAAGGAAAGCUGCUUGAAGACGCAGUAUCAGCGUUGAUAAGGUUUUUGACGGACCGACGACAAAAAAUAUCUAAAAUACUAAAUCCUAAACCAGAAAAAGGAAGUGAUAUUUUAUCAGGGCCAUUAAAUGUCAACGGGAAUUACAACCACAUCUCGGAAAUUGCAGAACUAGUAGAUACAGCUCUACUGAGAUCGUAUAUGUUCACAAAUGAUGCAUUAGUUGGGCCGCUUCUUAGGGUGCCUAACCAUUGUAAUGUUGAAGAAAGCGAAGGGCUUUUAUUAGAGCGUAAGAAAUAUAAAGAGCUGGUUGACUUAUAUCAUGGAAAAGGUUUGCAUCGCAAAUCUUUAGAAUUAUUAAAGAAACUCGGGCAAUCACCGGACGGAGGAAAAAUGAAGGGCGUAUUUCAUACUAUAUAUCAUAUGCAUCGUCUUGGAGUAGAACAAUUUGAUUUGAUAUUAGAAUAUGCAACAUGGGUUCUUGAGGCAGAUCCUAUAGCGGGAUUGGAGAUAUUUAUUGACGAACAUCCCGAAGUCAUGAAAUUUUCGCGAGAAAAAGUCUUAAAAUAUCUCGAAGGAUUUUCAUAUGACUCAUGUAUAAUGUAUUUAGAACAUAUUAUAGGCGAGCUUCACGAUCCAACACCCGAUUUUCAUAAUAAGUUGGUUAUCAAUUAUCUAAACAAAAUUCAGCGAUCGUCAUCGCAAGCUCCAUCAGAGAAUUCUGAUUUAAGCCAUUCACCUUCUGAGUCGGAGACAAGUGACGAACUACACAAAAAACUUUUGAAGUUUUUGGAAACAUCUACCCAUUAUAGAGCAGAAAAGAUUUUGGGUCACUUGCCUUUAGAUGAUUUUUAUGAAGCUCGAGCAGUAUUACUUAGUCGGCUUGGUCAACAUGAUCAAGCGUUAAAUAUCUACGUUCAUAAAUUACAAAAUGAACAGAUGGCGGAAGAGUAUUGCUUGAAAAAUUACAAAGACGAUGGUGGUUCGAAAAAUGUGUUUAUAUCAUUAUUGCGAGUAUAUUUACGCCCAAACAAUGGUGAGCAUGUGAUGAUCGAACCUGCUAUACGACUUUUAUCACGUCAUGGAUCACGUAUAAAUACAUCCGAGGCAUUAAAUAUGCUUCCUCCAUCAACAACAAUUUCGCAAUUAUAUUCUUUCUUUGAGAAAAAUACUCGAGAAAGUAAUAAAAAUAGAAAUAUGAAUUUGAUUGUAAAGAAUUUGUUGAAAGCAAAUCAAACCCAAGUUGAAGAACAACUGAUGUAUUAUCGAUCUCGUCGAGUUAAAAUCGAUGAGGAUCGUAUGUGUCCUCAAUGUACUCGGCGUAUAGGGCAUAGUGUAUUCGCUGUUUUUCCUAACGGAGUUGUUGUACAUUAUCACUGCAAAGAAAAGAAAUCUAUCACAAAAUUUAUAGGAAUAUAUGAUUGCGAAGUUUCUGAAUACAAAUAA
Messenger RNA from Cetraspora pellucida, 2817 nucleotides. NCBI's taxonomy places the organism in Eukaryota, Fungi, Glomeromycota, Glomeromycetes, Diversisporales, Gigasporaceae. The record is from the annotation of a GenBank genome assembly.